AUGUCCCAAUACAGUCCUAACAGCGGUGGAGGCUUUGCGCCUAGCGGAAGCCAAGGCAGUCCAGGUCAAAAACCUGCACAGACAAUCCGACCAGUCACCAUAGCCCAACUGCGUAAGGCAACUCAGAUGCAUUCGGACGCGGAGUGGAAGUUGGAUGAUAAAACCAUUGGCCAAAUCACACUUGUUGCCGAAGUUCGCGAGCAUCGCGUCCAAAGUACCCAUCGUGGCUUCCUCUUGGACGACGGCACCGCAACGAUGAGUGGCAAGCUCUGGAUCGACACUCCUCCUGAUCAACAAGAAUUACCGUUUCGCGGAGCAAGCAUAAACGAGUCUCACCACUUCCGUAUUACGGGAAAUCUUCGCUCCCACAGUGGCAAAAAAUACGUUCACGUCAGCAAUAUGCGGCUCGUAACAGAUAUGAACGAAAUUUACUAUCAUAUCAUGGAGACAAUUUAUGUGCAUGUCGCGCUUCAAAAAGGCCUGCCAUCGUCCCCCAUCCCAAUCUCGUCUGAUCAAAGUAGUGGUACUGGGGCACAGGCAUAUACGGUCCAGUCCCGUCCAGCUGCUAGCCAAAAGCUGUUCUCUUCGCUGGCAGAUCAGGUUGCGCACUAUUUGACAACUCACCCAGCGGAAGCAGAAGGUGUCAAUGUCGGCGACAUCGCCAGGGCUAUCCAGUGCAACGCAGCAGACUUGAGCGACGUGGUGGAGCGGAUGAUCGACGAAGGACAUGUCUACACUACAAUAGACGACUCACAUAUCCAGCUUGCUAACUAG
Messenger RNA from Mycena indigotica, 774 nucleotides. Its product is annotated as RPA-C domain-containing protein. Lineage: Eukaryota; Fungi; Basidiomycota; Agaricomycetes; Agaricales; Mycenaceae. Bases 1 to 774 code for a protein of 257 amino acids. The transcript has 7 exons. The record is from RefSeq and is a predicted model, not a curated record. Gene Ontology annotation, cellular component: chromosome, telomeric region; DNA replication factor A complex; site of double-strand break. Gene Ontology annotation, biological process: DNA replication; double-strand break repair via homologous recombination; nucleotide-excision repair.